Messenger RNA from Hydatigera taeniaeformis, 7890 nucleotides. The record is from the annotation of a GenBank genome assembly. Lineage: Eukaryota; Metazoa; Platyhelminthes; Cestoda; Cyclophyllidea; Taeniidae.
AUGUCUCAGAAUGACGUAACCAACACCACUGCAAAUUCAAGAAUCCGUCAUAUCACCCCACCCAAAGAGGAACUGCAAUCAAUACCAUCGGCUUUCUAUAACUGUGAUAUCUGCGGUCUGCGAGUCAAAACGCAAUCCAAUCUCCGUGCCCACUUUAUCAAAACUCAUGGCCUUAUAAAUGAUGCCAAAGACAUUGCCUUUUUGCUGCGGAAGAAAACAGACAUAUAUGACGUCUUCCAUUGUCCCGCUCCCGCCUGUAAAUAUACCAAGUCGUCGGGCGUUGGAUUUUCAAAGUUCUGGCAUUUGAAACAGCAUUACCAGCUGGUUCACAUGAAGAAAACCUUCCAAUGUCCUACCUGCAGUCAACGAUUUUCCACACCCAGUGCGCAAGCCUAUCAUGUGAAGUCCUGCGGGACGCAUUUCGAGUGUCCAGUUUGUGGGCGGAAAUACAAAGCCAAGAAAUUUCUCAACCAGCAUGCGCGCCGCUCUGGACAUGAUGUUAGAAUGAGAACGCCAGCAUUGCGAACCACUUCAGUGGCGAAGCAGCAAUCAUCAAUAAACUUGCCGAUGGAAUCUGCUACCGCUGCUUCAGAAAGUGACCAGCGUGAGGCACAGACAUCAACCAAACUGGCCAUUCUUCCGCUGCUCAUUCUUCCUUUAGGCGUAGGUGUCGACCAGGCCUCUGUCUCGGCUGCUACCGCCUCUGCCGCCUCUCUUGUGGGCGAGGUGAUCGCUCAACUGCGAAGCAAUCUCACUGUUCUUCCACCUGUUGUCUCUACUUCCUCUUCCGCCCCUCCGGCCACUGGUUGGCUUGGGCCAGCGAUACAACCCAACAGUCCGGAGUCUCGACGUCCUCCCUCUUUCAAUUUUCCUAACAGCACUGAUGCCAGGGAGAAUGGUGGAGGUGAAGGUGGUCCGACCUUCUUGCCUCUAGUGGAUGUUGGGACAGCAACCCUUCGCUUGUCACAUGCUCACACUCAGACAGAGGUCAAUGUACCUCCCCAUUGUUCGGUGCCUGCAUCAACAGUAGCAGUAACUGAGCAGCAGACCGACUUGGUGGUAUUUUACAACAGCCAGGUGACUCGUGACUCCUACACCGCCACCUCAUCACCCGACUGCCGUCUUGUAACGACGCAAAUGUCAGUUGGAAACUCCCCGCCCCCGCCCACCUUCUUGCCUGACAUAUCUCACAGCAGCACCUACAUGUCACCGGGCCAUUCCAUCGAACUCCAAUACCCUGAAAUGAAUUCUAAUGGCACCAUGACCACCUAUCACUCGCAACAGCUGCCACAAUCACAGGGGCAACAUCACGCUUUCCAGCAGACCACUGCUAUCCCAACCACCACUGUGUCGUCUUGUACAGGAGCACCUCUCUACCUCCCUUCUGGACCCUCUGAGAGCGGGUGCUAUGACGCCUUUGCAGCUCAUGUCCAGCGCGUGCCGAAGCCGCAUUUGAAGAUGCUCUUAGCCGUAGGCUCAAGUACCUCGCCUUACAGCAGUGACUGGCGCAGCCUGCACCGACCAGAUGGGCAAUCGGCCAACUCAGUGGCCGUAGAGACCACCUUCGAUUUGACCAACUUCGAUGCGAGUAAUUCAGGCAACUGCUACUGGCCACCGGCGGAGAGCUUCGCACAUAUGCAAACGCAGACGGUAUGCGAUGCAGGCGACUUGGAGCAGUGGUUCAACAACGUUCAGACACAGACAUCCACCACCGCCAUCUCCACGCAACAACAGCAGCAGCAGCAGCAAUCCUCCUGGACGUCGCUAUUUGCCAACGAUGGAAAUCGAGCAGCGUACACGCUACAGUGUGGCUGCGUUUGUUUUCUUGACCCGGAGCAGUGUCUUUCCAACUACCGUGAAAAUCGCAAGGUUGGUGGGUUUCUGGGUCUCUGUGGUGAGCAAGCGCGUGCCAAACACAAAUUGGGCACUACGGUGUGGGCGACUCGAACCAUUUCACCCGUUAAGCGGAGUGGUAGUGCCUCCAGCAAACAUGCUGUGCAAUAUCGGUACAUUAUUAACAUUGACGAGCAAUGCAAAGUAAGCCAUUUUUAUUCUUACUUCGAGAAUCAACUGAAUUACAUUCGGUUUUCUAAUUUCGUUACUAUAUCUGAAAUCCGGAUAGUACCUUUUGGUUCUGUUGUCGAGAGCAAUCUUUCAGAUGAAGCUGUUAUCGGGUACGAGUAUGAUGAGUCCAAUGGAAUAUGCUGUGUUCCGCUAGCACAGCCUGUAACUACAAAUAUUCUUCUUUUACGUGGGAACUAUUCUACUAUAACUGUGGCUGUUUUCGGAAUGCCCUGCCUUCUACCUCCCCAGCAAUCAGGAAUAGCCAUGCCAAAUUUUUCAGUUCCUCCCCCCCCUCUAGUCUCUGGCGGUCCUGCAUUUCCUGUCUUAUCGGUUCUAGGCUCUGUGGGAAAUAUUCAGGCAGCUUCGCCACAAAUAACGCAGGUUCAGAGCUCUCAAAAUUGGUCCACCCAUACCGGUGCAUUGCCAGCUUCGAACAAGCCUCCCGUUUUAAAUUCAACCAAGAUCAAUGAACAAGAUGUAUCGCAGGUCUCGGAGGAAGUGUCCACUAAGACCUCAAAUGAAGCACCUCCUGAUACUGAGGAUUACGGGGAUCAGGAAAAAAAUAGCGACGUUCUGUCAUCCACUGAUAAGCUUCAUUUUGACAACGAAGAGACAGAAUCCGAUUCCACCGCGAAAGUUCAAAUUUUAGAUCCUGACGAUCCUCUUUUGAAGCCUAGUCAUUGGCGAUUUGAUCCUUUUGCCAUAGUCGACCUCCCUGAUGAAUCUCUUCCUGGAGUGAAGCGGCAAAGACUUCCCAGUCCAACUUUAACGCUUUUUGAGGUGCACAAGUGGCUUCUUUCAACCCAUCCGUCGGAUCUUGAAGAUGAGGGGAGAGGGGAAGAUGCAAUCCCUCCUUAUUCUUACUUGCUGGCUCCACCACUAUCAGAUAGAAGCGCUUCAAAACAAGCCUCUGAUCUUCUUCUCAGGACAUGUAACAAGUUCGGCAUUGAGGCAGACAAAUUAGGGGCUGAAUGGUUGAACAGUUUGGAGGAGCUAAUUCAUACCUUGCCCUCGAGCUUGGCCUUUCUAUCUCUUUAUAGACCGGAAACAUACGAACUCGCUUCAAACUGCCUGAUUUUCUGGGCUCGUACCGGUCUCCAGCUGGAUAGUGCUCUUCGGCAACCCGAUUCUGUGGAUAUUCUACGUCAUCUUCGCGUCGGAAUCGAGUUGGUCGGUAUCCUGCUUUCUACGACAUGCGAGGCACUGGCCACUCGUCUCCUCCAAUCCACUUCCGCCUCUAGCAUCUCCUGUUUCCAUAGUCAACACGCAUUGAUGGAUCUGCUCGAAUCUCCACUCAUCUCUACACCUCUACGAUUACAUGUGGUUGGUGCAUUGGAACGGAGCUUGAGUGUAGGUAUGGUCGGAUUCAAUGCGUUUGUGGGUCAGGAGAAGGAAGUGGUUGAAAAUGGAGUUCGGGAUACCGGGUUUGGGGCAAGAACGUCGACGCCCUAUGAGCGGAUUGUGCGCUUUCUCGCCAACAAUACGUCCCUUCCUGUGGCCCUGGCAUGCGACCGUGUUCUGGCAAAAGUGCGUUUCUAUGACACAAUUCUCCAAUUCGAAGAUUCUAUGGAGCAAUUGAAGAAGUCGGUAGUUGAGGAGGCUUCGUUUCAAGAGGAGGUGGAGAGGGAAUGUGCCUUACAAAUGUACCUCGCCACCAUUUCUCGUACAAUUGCCGAUCCGGAAUCUAUUCUUUCAUCCCUACCAAAGGCUGCACCGAGAUUGAAGUCACUAAAAUCAUUCAGUGACCCUUCUCCUGUACUCUACAGGCUUCUGGAUUCCAUUAAUUUCCUCGACCACUUGAUCUGGCUACUGAACCAAGCACAUCGUAGAACGAUACACUCAACUGCCGUCUCUGACGCCGCUCGGCGGACCCUCGCAGCCCUCCUUAGCACCCCCGCAGGUCUUCUAUUCCUCGCUUCAGCACCUGUUUCGGCUGGCCAAAUUCUCCGCUACCACCUGCACCAACAGCGGCGAGGAUGGAGACGACUAGGCCUUGAAAUGGCUGUUAAGUUGGAGGCGCUUGCCUGCAUUGACGUUCUCAUUGCGUAUACAAGGCGUAAAGUGACUUCUGUAUUAUGCUCUUUCCCCAUUUCUCAUCGUCACCAUCAUCUGUCAUCCACUCGUGUAUCUUUCCGUGGAGGUGAAACAGGCUGCCAGCGGUACAUAGCGGAAGUGGCAAAGUCAGAGACGGCUAAUAAUGAGGCAGAUACACUCUACACUGCGCUUUUUGCGCUGGCUCGUCUCUUCCUCACACCUGACUUUGCACCAUGGGCUGCAGAGGUGGUGGCUGCUGAAACGGGCGACUUCUUUGCUCCCUGUCUCUUACUACUCGAAGCUGCAUAUCGGCAUUCUUCCGAUGCCACUACCGCUAUUUGUGCUCCAGGAGAAGCCUCGACUACGGUGGCCGAGGCAGAACGAGAUAAGCCGGAAUAUGAAUCAAAACCGAAGUUAGCGCAACAGCUAAAUCAGGAUCAGGGUCAGUACGGACAACCGUGUGAGGCCCUACUAUUGCGUCUGGGCUUUUCCCUCGAACGCAUGGAGAUCGACAGUCUCCUUUCCAUCAUCACUGUAGGAGUACUGCGCCACGCCUCUGAUAUACGCUAUCUGGAGCGAUUUGCACCACGUCUUCUACGCAUUGUUCAGUCUACUUCGUGGGAAGAGCGUCUUUCCUGCCUCUCACCCUCUGAGCUCUUCUCUCACCAACGUAUCUUCUCAGAAGCUGGUGCUCCUUGGCUCUUCUGGCUGCGUGAGGCCUCUACUCCUACUCUUAUCACAUCCCCCACUGAGCUUUUUGCUUGGUACGCGGAUCAGUUAGGUCCUCUUGUUGAAGCGUGUGAAGACAGUCUAACCGCCCCACCACCCGCUCUUCUCCUCCUCCUUCGUCUCCUCCGCUUUUCUCUCACUGAUAGCAGCAGCAGAGUUGCUGACUUUGAGCUCAAUGUGAUUGAACUCUACGCUCGAGACGGUCUUGCCAUCCUUUCCACUCUUGUUGAUUUCACCGCUGACCACCUCCUUCUCCAGCAGUUCAACAAUCGAGGUUAUCGUCGAGGUUGUAUUGAACCUAUGGUUGCUGACAUGAUGGCAGAGGGAGUGGCAAUUCUUGCCCACUUAGUCAUCGCACUAGCAAACGCAAUUGGCGAGGACUUUCGGGAUAGAACACCAAUCAAGGCCGUCUGUAGGGCCUAUGCUGCUGCUGCUGUGGUUCAUUGCCGACUAAGUGAAAAGAUCAGAAGAAAUGUUCUUCGUUGUAUAUCUGCUUACUCUCUGGCGAGUCAGGAUAUGGAUGCAUCAGAAGGAACUGAAAAGGAUCUCUGGUCGUCAGUGUGUCGAGAAAUCCUCUCUUUUACUAUUUCCUCGCCAUCUUUCUUCCUUCCCGGUCUGCAACUCUUAUUAGAUAUGCUCCCACUACCGUUACCAAUAGAGACUUUGAAGGCUCUUUCGCCGUCUGAACGACAAGCUGUGAUCGCUGUCCGUAAUUGGUGGUGUCAUCGUCUAACCCAUGAUCUUGCAGUGGAGGUCUGUGGUCUUGUUGAAGUACUCAGUGCCAGUCCCCCUAGUGGAGUGCUCCGCCGACGUCUGUCCAUCUUUGUGGACCGUAUUACCGCCCUCGGCUCCUUUGCCUUACCCCAGAUACUUGUCACGUCAGCCGUUGACACUCUUCUCGAAGUAUAUCAAGCUGCUAGUGCUGAUAUUGGUGGCGGGGGUGGCUCGGUCGAUGACGUUCAACAUCAGGAAGCGACUGAUUCAACAAAUACGGCGACAGGUUUAGUUGGCGCGUCAUGUGCAGUGGACUUCAACCUACCUCUAGCCAUCAAGACGUUAACCUCGGGUAGCAAGUUAGUGUUGGGUGCGCAGCAGCCACCAACUCUGCCAGAGCCACCUGUUACCACAUCGCAGCCGUCACUACCGCCGUCGUCAGCAGCCGCAGCAAACGAAGAUAUUGCAGCCUUCGGCAAUGUUCUAGAUGCCUCUGAAAUUCUGCACGCUCUCUCCCUUCUCCAUUUCAACCUACACCACCCGGUUUGCAAACAGGCUUUCCUCGAUCUUAUUCUGAAGGACUCAUCGACGACAUCGCCACCCCGGCUCUCCAAAAGCCGCCGCCUUAUGCUUAUCCUUUCCAGCAUUCUGGAAGGAGUCCAUCCACCUGAAUCUCAUUGUCAUUUGGAGGCGCAGGCAAAGGUCAUUGAAUGCAUCAACUACCUGUUGGACACUAGCAUAGGCCUGAAGGCGAUUUCUGAUCCUUCUGAUCCUCUCUUUGACCUUGCUAAUCAUCUGCCUCCAUAUGAAUGGCUAAGUGACCUCGUUGCUUGUCUGCUGACCUAUAUACAUCCUUCUGUAAGGGCUUCAACACCAUUGACGGUUCGAGUUCUCUACAUUCUUCAUCGUCUUGCUCUUCACGACUUUGGAUUUGCAGUCAUCCAAAGACAUCUCUGCCAUAAGCAGCAUGAGCGUGUACUUACAAAUCUGCUACAAGGUCUCAUCGAUCGCUUCAGCAUUGAGUGUCGCUUCACCUUGGGCGCUUUCCUUCUCUUCAUCAGUGCUCUCCUCGCCGACCCUAUCUUCGCGGAGGAAGCUGUUUUAGCAGCUGGCGCGCUCGUCAAUUUUACUCCCUCUGCAGAACUAGCAGACCGUCAACUUCGCCUCCCCACAUUUUGGUUGAGGCAGCUGCUAGGUUGGGGUGGUAGUAGGUCAGAGAAUCUGGUAAAGGAGGUGACCACCAGGCUGGAUACUGCCAUGUCGGGCGCCACAGAAGCAGAUUCCUCUACUUUUCGGGCUCUUCGCGAUGGUAUGAAGAGUUUGAUGCAUCUGCUAGCUGGUCCGGAGGAUAUUUCUACAGGCACUGAAGUUGUUGCCAAUCUCGACACCGUCCAACCUCUGCCUAUCCCCACUCUCCCCACUGCCCUCACUCUUGUGGAACUCUACAAUUACCACUACAAUCACCUUAUUGAUCACCAAGUGGAAGAUAUAUCUAGUCUUCUUACUGCUCGCCGUGCUCUGAACGAAUCUCUCCUCUCUCCGUUCCUUUCCACCGCUAACAAUCUUCCUCAGCGUCAGUUGAGCACUAUAAACUUACUGGACUACGCCAGUCACAUCUGCCCAGGCGUAGACUUGAGGGCAGAGGUGGCUGCAAUGGGCAGGACUAGACGUCGCAGGCGGGAUGUAGAAGAUACCGAGGCCAUGAUUCAACAUAAGAGACGCAGGAAGGGUCAAGCCUCUGAUAUUAUUCAGACGGGCCGAUCAGCUAAGAAAUAUGUUGCUCCAAUGCGUGGUCGUGGCUUCACAAUUCGUCAGUCAACUCAAUCUUCAAGUGGAGGUGGAAGUGGCGGUGGUACCAGUAACAUCGGGAGUAAUGUUGGUAGCGGGACCACCGGUUCUAGUCUUCUGGGUGUGGGCGUGGCUACUGGUGGGGCUGUUGGCGGACGUACAGACAUAUUCCGAUCCCGACCCCAAAAUACUAGCCGGCCUCCCAGUCUGCACGUGGACGACUUCAACAAGUUGGAGAAGGAUGAGGGAAACGCUUGCUCAGGAUCUGGUCAUGAGCUGUCUUAUGGCCGUGAUAGUAGCGGGCUUCGUGGAAUUCGUGAUUCCACUUUAUUCAGAGUUGGCAAGAUUGAUCUCUACUUAGCCCAUGAUCUGCCACACCUCAUAAGGAACUGCCCCCGCUACCUGUGGAAUCCUCCCGUCGCCGGUAGUACCCUUGCAGUCUUGGCCUACCAACCAAUCGCUCAAUCAGCAUCUUCUGACUCUCACAAAUCCGACGGUGUCGAGCCGUUCAACGAGUGGAAAUAUGCCGCCUCCGCGUAUCGAUUGAACUGUUGUGGAUAG